Symbiodinium sp. CCMP2456 is the source of this 5936-nucleotide messenger RNA. Lineage: Eukaryota; Dinophyceae; Suessiales; Symbiodiniaceae. The record is from the annotation of a GenBank genome assembly.
GACGUGGGACCUACCGAGGUGGCGCGCGGAGAGCUGCAAACGGCAGGGAAUGCUCAACCUUCUUCGAGUUCUGAGACCACAACUGUGCCAGUGCAGGCGGGGCCCAAGAUGGCCUUGACGUCAGUGGAUGCGGGUGGGCGAUCAGGGCAGGCCUAUGACAGGGCAAAGGGGUGGUACACAACCAUCGUGGAUCUCGGCGAUGGAAGUGCCGAGGUGGGUCAUGAGGAGCAGUACCUCGACUCCCACCAGAACCAAGAGGUGAUGGAAUGCAGCGUCAAGGAGGCAGAUAUGGCGGUGAAGGGGUUCCCAAGUACAAUGGUGAAGAUGAAGGGAAUACAGCAGCUACAAGAACUUCAAGCACAAGCCCUGGCCAAGGGUGCCGGCGCCACAGCGAAUGCAGAGGUCCUCAAGCCCGGCACGAUGGCAUUGGCUCCGCUACCAGACCUUAAAGGCGGGUGUGAAGCAGCACUGUCGUUUCAGGACUGGCUGGAGGUCUCGUCGUCUGUGCUUGGAGAUGUGAGCGAGCAGAGCAGCAAUUGGUGGAAAGCCGUCAUCAAUGUCGUGAGUGAUACUUAUGACAGGUGGCUGCGUGCCACCCCUUUGGAGCGCUUGGCGAUAGCUCCUGAUGGUGCUGAUGAGCUGUCUACUGGAAAGUGGGCACGACUGAAUGCAAGAGUCGCAUCCAUGCUCCUUGCGGCUAUGACAACAGACCUUCGUGGAGAGAUGGUUACACAGCGAAUUUCCCAGAAUGUGGUGCGUAUGGUUUACAGGCUUCAUACCUUGUACCAGCCAGGAGGGUCUGCGGAGCGGUCCGAUGUACUGGUUCGGUUGCAAGCUCCUCGGGACUAUUUGAGCGUGGACUCUUUAGAGGAGGUGCUGAAGCUGGUGAGAUCAUGGCCGACUUACAGACAAGUAUAUCAAUCAGUCUCCAGAUGCUGCGUUCCGGACAUCUAUGCUGAGAACCUCGCUGCGCCUGGACCAAGGGUGAAAGCGGUGGAUGCACUACAGCCCAAGGCUAAGGACGGAGCGGCGCGGACACCCGCCGGAGGAGAUCGCUGCACCUAUUCGCAUUCGAUGGCUGGCCUGGACAAGGCCGCGCAGCAAGUGGUGCAGCAAGGGGCGGAACCUCAGUCAGACGGCUCUCCAGAAAAGACACGCCCAGUGAUUAAGACCUUGCGGCUGAUGGAUAUCCGGGUUUGCUCGAUGGAAUCAGCGGCGACUGCUCUACUGGACAGUGGAGCAACCCACAGCUUGCGAUCAGCUGCUAACGCUCAAGAGUGGCUGGAAGCGGAGGAGGUUGCGGUGCAGUUGGCGGGGAACCACCAUCUUACGAUGAGGAUUACGCAGUCAGGGACACUCCUGAUGCCGCGACAGGAAGACCGUGAAGGCCAUGGAAAGCUGGCAAUUCAGGAUAGAAAGCUGGAGCGCCUGGAGAAUGAGAUGCUGACUACGAGGGACAAAGUUGGUCUUUCCGCAGUGGCAAUGGAAAGGCAUUGGAACCACUAUUUGUACGACUAUGUGGGCAAGGGAUCCUUCGAGUCAGGACUUCGAGCAGUUCGGGACGCACCGUUCUUCGAGGACUUACCUGGUGAGUGUAUCUCAGGACUCAUUCCAGGUGCUGGGUUGGAGAAUGGCUGGGAGAUCUUCAAGCUCAAUGGUUUCCUCACAAGGCCACAGAGGAGGAAGCUUAUGGGGAGCAAGAGAUGGGUGGUUCACUUGUUCGCGGGCAAGGAAGGACACUGGGAACUGAUGCAGCUGGAUCAAGGUGAAACGUCAGUGGUGGAGUUAGAUCUAGCCCGAUGCAGUGGACACAGCAUUCUACGCGACGAGAUAUGGCGCAUGCUACUAUGGGGUGCAAAGCAUGGCAAAGUGGAUGUGGUGCUAGGAGGUCCUCCAGGGCGAUUACAUCAGCACUGCAAUGGUGGGGAAAGAGAUGUGAAUUCCCUGAAGUUAAUUGCCAGAAUGAUGUGGUUGUAUGUCGUGGCCCAAGCUGGUCGUGAGCUGAAUGCAAGUGGAAUCAAUGUCAACCGAGACGUGGCUUUCGUGAUGGAGUACCCAGAAGGAUUCCCAGCCUCCCAGCGACAAGCUCGUGAGCAGGAGAUUCAGCGGGCCGAGGAUGCAUCAAGAGUACCUGGUCGAGGCCAAGGAGCGUCAUGGGAACAGACCAGGCGCUAUUGGGAGCAAGUACAGCGACCUCGAUGGGAAGAUCAAGUUGGUAGAAGCACACUCAAUGGUGAUGUCGCAUUUUGGGACACAAGGAUGUGGAAGGGUUUUCAGCGUGAGCUGGAAAUGAGGACAGUGUCGUUUGAUCAAGGAGCAAUGGGAGGCUUCGCACGAAACAGCACCACUUUGGGGACCAACGUCAAUUCCUUGAUGGCGCUGAGCGAAGUUCGACUACCAGAGGAUGAUCCUGCCCCACCACAUGGAGACCGAGAUUAUAUUUGGGCACCUGGCUUGGUCAGAGCAAUCAAAGUUGCGUUAAGUGUUUGGGAGCGGCAUCCACAAUGUGCUCCUCGAAUGUGUGCGAUGACAGCAGAGCAGUGGAAAAAUCAUGUUCGCACAAACCACGCAGUUUAUCGGAAGGACUGCGCUACGUGUGUUAUGUCCCGAGGUUUAGGACGACAACAUCGACGUAUCCAUCACCCGGAAGCAUAUGUCUUGACCGCGGACGUUGCGGGACCGCUUAGUCCGGGACUAGAUGCUACCUCGAAGGGAGCGCUUGGCAAGGGGCUCCGCUACCUACUUAUAGGAAAGUAUCUGGUUCCGAAGCAAUUCAUUGAAGAGUGCUUUGGCAACCCUACGUCCUUGGACAUCGGCACCGAGCAGGCCCCCGAAGCGCUACCUCUCACAGAGGAGCAGCAGCGUGACAUGGAAGAGUUGUUUGGUGAGUCUGAGGUGAGGGAUGCAUCAUUACCCGAAGUUCCACAAGUUGAGGUAAUUGGAAUUGCCGGGGAUGAAAGGGAUGAUGUGGAGAACAGUGAAGAGGUGGCGGAGUGUGAUGAUCAGGAACCAGUCCAGGAGGAGGAGCCUGCUGAGGAGGAGGUUGAGCGUCCUUCAGAUGUGGUGAUGGAACAUGGUGAUUGUGUAGCCCCAGAGAUGACGUUCUUGACGUUCGCGGCGGCACUCCCGAAUAACCAAUCGGCAACCGUUAAGCGUGGAGUACAAGAUAUGGUGCUAUAUCUACAAAACCAUGGGUUUCCGAUUUACCGCUUCCACGCCGACAAGGGGGAGUUCUACAACCAUGGGUUUCGAAAUUGGCUACGUGAUCAAGGAGUCUAUGGAACAUGGUCUGAGCCCAGUGUACCACAAGGAAAUGGUCAAGCAGAGUCUACAGUGCGAUGGAUCAAGGACCGUACGAGGACACUGUUACGGGCAUCAGGUCUUCCUAUGCGGUUGUGGCCAACAGCGGCAGCAACAGCGGCUGCGGAGCAGCGAGCUAAGGUGCUGGGGUGGAAAUCUCAGCUUGCAGCCCCGUACGGAGCACCAGUACACUUACGGAAAAAGGGAUUCGAUAAAGCGGGACCCCUACGGCGAGAGCUUGGACUGGAGAGUAAAUGGCUGGUGGGCAAGUAUGUCGGUUUGAGCAGCAUUGUCCACAACGGACACUUGGUGUACGUUCCGCAGGACGGGGACGAGAAGGAGAAGUUCCUGCACACCAUGCAUGUUCGAGCCAAUCUGGUCGAGCCAGGAACUCCAGACGAAGAUCUCUACAUCGCGACGCCUCCCAAACCAAGGAGGAGGAUUACAGAAAAAACGGACUCUAAGGAGGUCCAAAUGCGAGCUAUUACUAUGACGUCAGACGAGGUAAAGGAGCUUGCGACAGUGAAGGCCAAGGAGAUCACUGAUGACUGGAGCUUAGUACGAGCUAUGGCCUUAGUAGAGAAGUUGGCUGAAGGGGGUUUCUUCGAGCAACGGAAGUUUGGUGUUUAUCGUCAUGGAGGAACAGUCGGAUGGUUGUCAAGCGUCGAGGAGUUUCCGGACCUUACUAGGCUGCUCACCAAGAUUGUCCUGGAGAUUAACCCGGAAGCAGCGUUCACCUCAGUUCUCGUGUCGCACAAUACACCCCGUACUAUGCACAAGGACUUCAAUAAUGACUAUGCCACCAAGAACGUUGUGGUUCCUAUUUGUUGUCCGGAUCAAGGAGGUGAGUUGUGGAUAGAGCUGAAGGCCGGGGAUGUAGUACGUGGGACGAUUGAGCAGCGAAGUAAUGGGAAGCAGAUGGUUUUCGGACAGAUGUUACCGUUGGUGCAAGGAGGAGGAGAAGCAAUCCGGGCUGUAAUGGGUGAAGUACCACAGUAUGGACAAGAUUGGAGCAAUGAUUCACCGUGGUCAAUGUAUUUACAGCUUGAAGAGGGCAUGGUUAAGAUCGCCGACGCAGUUGAGGAGGAGAGCAUCGGACCUCGAUUGAAUAAGGUCGAGGUAAGCUACACCCCGAAGAUUGAGGAAGUGCUCUCUCAGCUAACUGGACCCCUCGAUGUAACUCAUGCUGUUAGCCCCGAUGAGGUCAUGGCGAACCUGGAGGCAUGGCGGCCAUCGAUCUUGAAGGAGCUGGCGGGCAUUGAGGGAGCUGUUGAAAAGCUACCGCCAGGUUCAGAUGCCAGGAGGAGGUGGUUGGGAAAACCCAAUAUUCAGCGGUUGCCAAUGAAGUUUGUUUUUACAGUGAAACCCAAUGACAAAGCUGUGUUGGCGGACAGAUCCACGUGGUUUAAGCGGAAGUCGAGAUUGGUGAUCUGUGGCAACUUCGCCGUGAGUGAUGGGACGCAGGUCUACGCCGAGACGGCUCCAGCGGAAGCAGUGCGCACAGGGCUGACCAUUUCGAGUCGAAACCGAUGGUGCAUAGCAAUUCUCGAUGUGGUGGCGGCGUUUCUUAAGACGCCAUUGGGAAGAUCGCCAAGGGAUCCUGUGGUGGUAGCACAACCGCCUAGAUUGCUGGAGUCUUUGGGGAUUUCAGUAAAAAUGGAACUGUGGGGACUUCUGCGAGCACUUUAUGGCUUACGAGAAGCACCUCUCCUAUGGGGAAAUUUCCGAGAUGAUACGCUACGAGAGCUGGAGACACCCCGAGGACUCAAGUGGAAGCAGGGAAAGGCCAUUACCUCAUGGUGGUCAAUUCUGGAUAGUGAGGGUCGACUGACAGCGUUGGUGGUGGUGUAUGUGGACGACUUUAUGAUCUGUGGUCCACGUAAGAUCGUCACCGAGCUGGGCGACAUGGUGCAGAAGGUCUGGGAGACAUCGGAGUUGACUUUCCUGGGACCGGGGAGUCCGAUCAGAUUCCUUGGUAUGGAGUUACAGCGGGAAGCGGAAGAUUCCACCGAGAUUCUGGUGCUUCAACAGGGAUAUAUACAGGAGCUUCUCAGAACGCAUGGUGUGAAGUCUGUUCACCUGGACAAGAUCCCCAUUACCAAGGAGCUCUCCGUUCUACCAGAGACUCAAGAAGCCCCAGAUCCAGAGGUGAUCCGGAAUGCGCAGCAGAUAACCGGGGAAGUGCUCUGGGUGGCCCAGCGUACUCGUCCAGACUUGUCGUUUGCUACAUGCAUUAUGGCCUCUCUAUGCACAAGGAAUCCAACACAAACCCUGAGCAUUGGGCGAAAGAUUCUUGGGUACUUGCAGCGAACCAGUGGAUAUGGCUUGGUCAUCAAUUGGCAAGGCCAAGGCUUGAUGAUGUAUUCGGACGCAUCAUAUGCGCCCCAGGGAUGUCGUUCGCAUGGAGGCUGGGUUGUGAUGUACGGUGGGGUGCCGAUAUCAUGGAGGAGUGGAAGACAAAGCAUGAUUACUCUAAGUACCGCAGAGGCAGAGUUGCUAGCGCUACUGGAGGGUGCAGUUGCAGCCAAAAGCACAGAAGCCAUCCUGUCUGAUAUCGGGGAGAGGAUCGAAGAGCGAACGAUCGCUACCGAUUCAACUUCGGCGCUGAGUAUCGCUUCGGGAUCGAGCAGCUGGAG